Messenger RNA from Psylliodes chrysocephalus, 447 nucleotides. The record is from the annotation of a GenBank genome assembly. Lineage: Eukaryota; Metazoa; Arthropoda; Insecta; Coleoptera; Chrysomelidae.
AGCAAUGACUACCGCAGACAUUCUAUUACACAUGAGCGGUUUCGAGUUACAUUAUGAUAGAAAUGCUGUUAUCAACUCAGGAAGACUGGAAAGAAUGGCUUCGCAUUUGUUGCAUCAAAAAAAUAUGUACCCAUUGUAUCCAGCUCACCAGGAUAUAUGUAUAGACUAUGUAUUAUUAGAACAACAUGGCAUUUUAAAUGCUAAACCGCAUAUACUAAUUUUGCCAUCAACAAUGAAAACUUUCGUUAAGGACAUUGAUGAUUGUUUGAUUAUUAAUCCUGAGAAGCUGACAAAAGGUUUUAAUGGAGGAACAUUUGCUAGAAUAGAAAUUGCGCCUGGAAGUAAUAAGUCCAUCUGCGAUAGAGCCAGUGUACAAAUUCUUAGAGUUUAAAAUGUUUUUAAUUGUAUUUUUAUUUAUAUAUUUUAAUAAAAGGACAUGUUUUCUUA